Messenger RNA from Daphnia pulicaria, 4226 nucleotides. Its product is annotated as WASH complex subunit 2-like. Bases 191 to 3733 code for a protein of 1180 amino acids. The transcript has 4 exons. Lineage: Eukaryota; Metazoa; Arthropoda; Branchiopoda; Diplostraca; Daphniidae. The record is from RefSeq and is a predicted model, not a curated record.
CAUUUACAACGAUUGUUGUGACACAAGUGAAACCUCUAAAGCUGAUACGGAAAAAACAAGUUUAAUUUGUUCUUCGUGAUAGUUACUUGUGGUGCUUAUACGCGUCAUAAAAAAAUUAAAUAACGUGUUUUAUUUUGCCAUGAAUUCGAUGCUUUUUAACUUUAAGUAAGUGCUUGAAAUAGAUUUUUCAAUGGAUCAGAUUAAGGAGGGCGAAGAUCCCAAUUGUUGGACUCCAGAUUCCUUGAGGAAUUGCCAAUCUCUAACCUUAGCGUCAGACGUGGCUCUAUUAAAAUGCAUGCAGAACCUUUCGUUGAGGAUGGUCUCCAGUGCCAACGGCUUGCUGAAAGAUUUGGAUGCACUGAACGAGGACACAACAUCUGCAUGUGUUGAAGUUGAGUAUUGCAUUCAGAAUCUUAACUUGAUAUCCACAAAACAGUUCAUGGAAAAACGAGUGUAUGAUGAAGAAGUCACAGAGAAGAGAGAAGAAUCCACCACUCAAAUCCAGCCUGUUAUUACUUCCAUAGACUUUGUACCCAAAAUAAAAGAAGCCAUUAGAGAAGGCUUGCCUGCUGUAAAAGCGCAAAUAGCUAAUUUUGAAGAGCGAAUCAAUGGAAACUCUUCUCAGUCACUGAACAGAAAUCCCAACAGUCAUUACUCCAGAUCAUUGCCUUACUUAUUAGGGACAGAAGAGUUCAUUGAUAGCCCUACUGUUGGAGUUGCAGAAGGACAAAAGUUCAAGUCUGGAUCAUCUUCAAACCUUCAGCUACCUAUCCAGACAUCCAACAGCACUCUGUCAUCUGUUCAGUCAUCCCCCUCUUUGAAGUCAAAUUUGCAGGUGCCUGUACCUGUUGAAAAUCGAGUGCAUUCAGAUUCAGAUGUCUCUUCUAUGUCUGAAGCGGGCGGCGGAAUUUGUAAUGAAAACAAAGAGAUUGAUGAAACGAUGAAAAGGCCGACUCUCGGUAAUCUUAAAGAAGAACUGAGUGCUCGACUGAAAAAUGCAGGAGAUUCAAAAUUGAAAACGACUUCUGAAGCGUACGUAACGCCUAAUGCAAAAGUACCUGUCAAAAGUGAAUCUCAGCGCCAGGAACUUGAAAAUUCCAUUCCUUCUCACAUCGUAGCUGCCGUACAACCAAAGUCUGAUACCGAACCUUCAAGAGAGAUUAUUAAGCCACCUAAAAAGAGAAACUUGUUUGAUGAUAGCAGUGAAUCGGAAGGUGAACUUUUCAAAACGAAUUUACCCAAAGUACCUGCUGUUCCUCCUAAUCUAUUCAGUCAACCAGAAUCGAAACUUCCACCAUCUAUUCCUCAACUUGUUGUGGCCAAAAAUAAUAACACUCCAACGUUUGCCAAGACCAAGAGUAGUGCUUUAUUCGGAUCGAGCGACAGCGAGGACGACCUUUUCAGUGGAGCUAUUACGGCAAACGAAACAACUUCAAAACCAGUUGCUAAACCAAUCGUAAAGGUAGCAGCAAAUUAUUCAGAUGACGAGGACAACAUAUUUUCAUCUCAGAUUGCCAAGCCGAAGAAUUCCCAAUUACCACCCACCAUCACAGUGGCAGCGCCUCCAAUUAAAUCGGGGUCUUUAUUCGACGACGAAGACGUGCCGGAUUUUGUUUCCAAGAAAUCUAUCUUGCCAGUUAAGGUUGCAGUACCCAAACCACAAGACCAACAGCCAGUUCUUCAAACCAAACAACCCCAAAGAUCCGAACAGCCACAGCAAAGGAAUCUUUUUGCCGACAGCGAAGAUAGCGAUGAAGAUCUCUUUCGUAAUGUUGUUGUCACUAAGAAUAAGGCUCCGACGUUGGUCGUACCUCCCAAGACUUUAUCGUCCUCUCCACUACCAGAUAAAUUAGUUACACAGUCAAGUCGGCAUCAGUCCACUCCGAUUCAAAACGGCGAAGGAAAGGAAGAACAAGAAGAACAAAAGCGGCAGGCUUCAGCUAAAGAUAAUGAUAACAAGCUAAUUCAUAUUGAGCAACAUCCAAAAUUAAAGGCUAAACCAUCGCUUUUAUUCGACGAUGACUCGGAUGAUGAAGAUUUAUUUGCUGGCGUUUCAGUUUCAGCGAAACCCCCGCCUCUUGCAACAAAAGUACCUGCCUUGCAAGAUGUUCAAAAAGAUUCCAAAGGUAAAGAUUUAUUUACUGACGUCCCACCAUCCAAAAUCUCCGUGGAUGUUGCCGAGGCAAUUGUCCGUAGCCCUGAUGAUUUUUUUAGUGGAGUUCUGCCAACAAAACCCACAUCUUUGUCCGGAAAUCCUUUUAUUGCUCGGAAACCAGAAAGCUCAGCAGACGGAUCGGCGUGUGGUGGGAUGGUCGCUCAGGUGACGGAGAAACCGACGUCGCCAAUGAAGGUAGCAGCUGAUCCCGCUAUAAUUAAAAUGCCUAGCGAUAAACAUGUCUCUGCAUCAACAUCAUUACCUGCUUCUUCGGAACUACCCAUGUCUUUACCUGUCAAUGUCCCCGACAAUCUCUUUUGUAGCCAACCCCCCGCUCUCCAAUCAUCAAUCCGUCAACAGAUUCCCGUCUUGAAGGCAUUUGAAGAAUCGGACGAUGAAGACCUGUUUGGAAUUCAAGCUGAAAAACGACCGCCACAACCUGUGCCUGUGAAAAUCUCACCCAAAACAGAGGAAAUUCAACAACAUGCGAUCAAAGGCGAAGAUCUCUUUGUUAGUAUUGUAGAACAAAAACAACCCCUACCUCAACCUCCCGUAACGUCUCAAAAAGCCCCUGAGAAAAGUGAGACCUCAAGCAACGAGCGUGAUAGUAGACAAUCUCCGGAGACGGAAGUGAAACCUCAAGCCUCAGCCGAAACCGUAGAUAAGAUAGCAGGUCGGAUAGCCUCGCUGAAGUUGUCUCUCGCCAAACAACCGAAUUCGUUACCGUUUUCGAAUGCAGCAGGAUCGACGGCCACUACGCCGAAUGAUGAAGACAUCACCCCAAUUUCGAAUUCUGUUGUCCGCAAGCCGUUCGGUGGUGUCCCGCUGUUUGGUCCUCGCAUUCCCAGUCCCGUGAUAAGCAAUCCGCCUAGCCCGACGAAAGCGGAACAGAAAAUCAUGCCAGGCGAGUCGCAAGAUAAAGAUAACGAGGAAGUUGCACAAAACAGUGAUCUGCUCGAUUGUGUUAGUAAACAACGGCCGAAAGCUCCAAGGAGCCGAAAGCCACCAACUCGUAAUUUCCGACGUUCCCAAAUCCAGGACGACGACGACAAUUCAAUGGUGACUAAGGCCGAAGAGACUAUUCAACUUCCCAAGGAAACCACAACAGUCGUUGUCAGUCCGGUUGUUACUUCACCGUUACCGUCGCCAUUGAAACUGGAUAAAAAGGAGGCUAGCCUUGUGGUUGAAAGCGAAACAAAACCUGCGAAUCGAUCGCUUUUUGACGAUUCUGAUAGCUCCGACGGCGGAGAGCUUUUCAAAACUAGCGCAUCCGGCACGUUGUCCAAAGCUGAGGCGCCUUUGCGGAAAGGAGGUUUAAUAUCUAACGCCAAAAUCAAUUCCACCUUGAUGGGAUCCGGUACGGAUGACAGCGUUUUAAGCAGCCAGUCUAGUAUUCCGACACCGAAAAAGGUCACUACGCCUUCGUUCCUGCUUGCCGAUUCUGAUGAUGAUGAUGAUCUGUUCGCCAGCACACCGAAGCUGCAUAAUCGCCCGAAGCCAGAUCCUACUUUAGUUGUAAGCGGUAAUAAAGCUGCUGCUGCAGCAGCAUCUGAUCCCCUUCUACAUUUCCAACAAUGAGUAACGAUAUCCUCCCUUCGAGCGAGUCUAGUCUCGAAACUAAGUCGGCCUAGGUGCCUUUAUUUUCAUCAUCAUGUUGCCCAAUAUCGUAUUAAGAAAGAAACUUUUUAAACUCUUAACAUAUUCUGUGAUUAUUCUUUCCUCGUAAUUGGCAUGGGCAUAAUUUCUAAAUAGAAAGCAUUCCAUUCGAGGCCUUAUUAUACUGAUCGUGGCCUAUAAAACCCAACAAAUUUUUCUUCUACAAAGUUAUAAUUUACUGUAAGUAUCCCUUUCCAGCAUAUGUGUAUCAUUAUUGGUAAUAUUUUCUCGUCUGCUUCAUAACAUCAAUCAUCUUUGAACAACGACACAAGUUUACAUCUAGAAUAUCUUUAAUCUUUCGUGAAGUUCUUUAGUGGAUAAUGUUCUGCAUAUUUCUGUACAUGCUCUUCCAUCUGUUUCAUUUGUUCCCUAUAAGAAGAGAGAUAACACAAAAUAUAUUAAUACUUUUGAGUCA